Frankliniella occidentalis (western flower thrips) is the source of this 1092-nucleotide messenger RNA. Its product is annotated as sodium channel protein Nach-like. The coding region runs from base 63 to 869 and encodes 268 amino acids. Gene Ontology annotation, cellular component: membrane. The record is from RefSeq and is a predicted model, not a curated record. Gene Ontology annotation, molecular function: ligand-gated sodium channel activity. Lineage: Eukaryota; Metazoa; Arthropoda; Insecta; Thysanoptera; Thripidae. The transcript is spliced from 3 exons. Gene Ontology annotation, biological process: sodium ion transmembrane transport.
GGGGGCAAUGGCGCGGUGCUUUAGGCCCCGUGCCCGCGAUUAGUGCAGUCCACUCUGGAGACAUGCCCAGAGCGCAGCCCCCGGGGGUCACACCGCCCCUCAUGCACGCCAUCCGCCAGACCGUGAGCGAGUUCUCCGAGAACACCUCGAUCCACGGCGUGCGCUACAUCGCGGAGCAUGGGCGACGCUGGGUGGAGCGGUUCUUGUGGAUCGUCACGGAGAUCGUGUGCGGCACGGGCGCGGCCUACAUGCUCAUGAACGUCCUCUCCAAGUUUAACGAGAACCCCACCAUGAUGAGGGUCGAGUCGUACUUUUACGAGGUGUCCAACGUGGCCUUCCCCGCCAUCACGCUCUGCAACGUCAACAGGAUAUUCCGCUCCAAGGCCCAGAACUUCGUCGACAAUUUGAAAAUGCCGGAGGGCUACCCGAUGGCGCGGCAGGACAUCAUGGAGCUGCUGCCCCUGCUCGGACAGCUGCUGUCCUUCUCGGAGCUCGGCUCGGACCUCGUGGGCCGGGAGCGGCUGGUGCGCCUGCUGACCUACAACAACGUGACCUCGGACGUGCUCACCGAGAGCCUCAGCCAGCCCUGCGAGGACCUGAUCGAGCGCUGCAGCUGGGAGGGGCGGGAGGUCAACUGCAGCCGCGUCUUCACCAGGACCAUGUCCUACCUCGGCUACUGCUGCUCGUUCAACGCGGACCGGGACUUUUCGUUACCGGAGAGGAUCGACCCCAACGUAAAGAGAAAACCCCUCAAGACGACUUUCUUCGGCUACCCCCUCGGACUCACGGUCCUCCUCAACCCGCAGGUUGACGAUUACUUCUGGGGACCGUUCGCUUCCGGCGGAGUGGUGGUAAGCGUCGAGCAUUGAGUAUUAGCCCAGCCGCGCACCUACAGACAAGGGACUGUUCAGAAACCACGUGAACAGUAUGGGGGGAUCCAAAUAUUACGUGGCCCCAAAAGGUCCAGGGCCGUCACUGGAGUCAAUAAACGCAUGAUAUUUUUACCCAGGGGUACCAAUAACAUGGGGUCUCCUUGGACUCCAAUGGUGGCUUGAUCCUUUUUGGACCCCAUAAUAUUUGGAGCCCCGCCCC